Molecule: messenger RNA, 1923 nt
Organism: Sphenostylis stenocarpa
Lineage: Eukaryota; Viridiplantae; Streptophyta; Magnoliopsida; Fabales; Fabaceae
Source: the annotation of a GenBank genome assembly
AUGGAUAUGAGAUGGAACACAUUUGGAUUUUGUCUAAGAAUUUCUAUUUGCUUGAUCUCUGUGUGGGGAAUCCGAGAUUGUUGGUCUAUUAAUGAUGAAGGAUUGGCUUUGUUAGCGUUUCAAGGGAGAAUAACCUUAGAUCCCUUCAAUGCUUUGGGAAAUUGGAAUCCCAAUGAUAAUGAUCCUUGCAAGUGGGUGGGUGUUCAUUGUGUAAAUGGCAAAGUACAGGGGCUGGAAUUAAAAGGGUUGUCUUUAGGAGGAACAUUAGCUCCUGAGCUUGGCAAACUGAAUCACUUAACUUCUCUUGUAUUAUGCAAGAACAACUUUUCUGGUGUGAUUCCCAAAGAAUUGGGAGAUUUGCCCAAGCUCGAUUUAUUAGAUUUGAGGGAAAAUAAUCUGUCAGGAGACAUCCCAGAACAAAUUGGCAAGUUGUCAUUGUUAAAAAACUUUGUGUGGCAACGUAACUUCAAAGUAUGGAACAAAUCAGAUUCGUUGAUUACUCUACCUAGAGCAACACUGGUUAGAUAUGUCAAUGCCUUUACUUGGCCACUGUUCAAGUUAGGGAAGUCUGCCUCUGAUGGUCAUGAACAGGAUUACUGUGACAUUCUGCCUAAUUACAACGUGCCAAAGACUGCACAAAAUGUACUAGAACUUGUUGGUUCUCGUUCUCCACGUCGUAAAUUACUUCAGACCAGUGGUAAUAACAACCUGGCAGCAGCACCAUUCAGUGACAAACCUACAAUAGAGUUUAGCACUAUUCCCAUUACAUUUAGUAGUGGAGCUUUCCCAGCUGUGCCAGAUACCAAUAAGAACCAAUAUCAAUCACCUGCAAUCUCAGAUCUACCUGAUGCUCCAGAUGAUAAUGCUCCUGAUAAAAAUCAAUCACAUACUUCAGAUGAAAAUCAAACAAGUCAAGAUGUAAAUAAUGCUGCAAAAGUAAUAUGCCCCUGGAAAUCAGGAAUAAGUGGACAGUUGCGUAAAGCAUUCAUAACAGGGGUUCCCAAAUUGAAUAGAGCAGAGUUAGAGACAGCUUGUGAGGAUUUUAGUAACAUUGUUGUGAGUGAGUAUGAAGAAUGUACCAUCUAUAAAGGAACAUUGUCGAAUGGGGUUGAGAUUGCAGUUGUUUCUACUCUAAUUACCUCUUCUCAAGAUUGGUCAAAGCACAUGGAGAUGAAAUACCGCAAUAAGAUUGAUACUUUGUCUCGCAUAAAUCAUAAAAACUUUGUUAAUCUUAUCGGAUUCUGUGAAGAGGAAGAACCAUUCACUAGAAUGCUGGUGUUUGAAUAUGCCCCAAAUGGAAACGUAUUUGAGCAUAUACAUGUUGAAGAUAUGGAAAGUCUUGAUUGGGGUGCAAGGGUAAGGAUUAUCAUGGGUGUUGCCUAUUGCCUUCAAUACAUGCAUCAUGACUUAAAUCCACCUGUGGCUCAAUCCAAGGUUUCUUCAAAGCGAGUAUUUUUAACGGAUGAUUUUGCUGCUAAGGUUGCAGAGGUUACUUUCAAACAAAUUGUGUCAACAAAUGAGACAACUGGUGAUUCAAAGAAAUCUGGCGGGUCAUCUCAAGAAGAUCUUGAAACCAACGUGUAUGACUUUGGAUUAUUAUUACUUGAAAUCAUAUCAGGAAAAGUACUCUACUCUGAAGAAAAUGGCAACCUUUUGGACGGGGCUUCUAAGUACCUCAAUGACCAAACAAGCAUGAAAAACUUGAUCGAUCCCACCCUCAAAUCUUUCAAAGAGAACGAAUUUGGUGCCAUCUGUGAGGUGAUCCAAGAGUGUGUCCAACCUGAUCCAAAGUUAAGACCAAGCAUGAGAGACGUGACUUCCAAAUUAAGGGGACUGCUUGAUGUGUCACCUGAACAAGCAGUUCCAAGACUUUCUCCACUAUGGUGGGCCGAAUUGGAAAUCUUGUCAGUGGAGGCCACUUAA